AAAAAUAAGUGAUCUAAAUGACAUCUGCUCAUCCUUCGAAAAUUAAUAUUUUUUUGUGGGAAAAUUCCAGGUGUUUGAAAAUAUAAGUGAUAUAAUGACCCUGUGACAGGCAUAAUGAAGCUCACAUUCACAUCCUUUGACAUCAGAACAACAGUGGCUGAAUUGCAGAAGAGUAUUGUGGGUCUGAGAGUAAACCAAAUCUAUGAUAUUGAUCACAAGACGUACCUGCUGAAGCUGCACAAGCCUGAGCACAAAGAUGUGCUCCUCAUUGAGUCGGCCUCUCGCCUGCACACAACCUCGUACGAGUGGCCCAAGAGUCCAGCCCCCUCUGGUUUCUCCAUGAAAUUGCGGAAGCACCUGCGCAACAAGCGCCUGGAGAGCGUACAGCAGCUGGGGGCGGACCGUGUGGUGCAGCUCACGUUUGGCAGCGGUCCAGCUCAACAUCAUCUCAUCAUUGAGCUUUAUGAUCGCGGCAACAUCACUCUCACUGAUGCAAACUACACCAUACUCAUCAUACUGAGACCCAGGACUGAUGCGGAGGAGACCAGACUAGCAGCACACGAGGUGUACCCCCUGAACAACAUGCGUGUUGUACGCGACCCUCCGUCCCUGGAGCAGAUCGCUGCAGCCCUGCGGGGGGCUAAACCAGCCCUAAACGUCAAGAAAGUCCUCAACCCUUUGCUGGACUGUGGGGGCGGUGUACUGGAGCA
This is a messenger RNA of Hyalella azteca, 710 nucleotides long. Its product is annotated as ribosome quality control complex subunit NEMF homolog. Gene Ontology annotation, biological process: ribosome-associated ubiquitin-dependent protein catabolic process; rescue of stalled cytosolic ribosome. The record is from RefSeq and is a predicted model, not a curated record. Lineage: Eukaryota; Metazoa; Arthropoda; Malacostraca; Amphipoda; Hyalellidae. Gene Ontology annotation, cellular component: RQC complex. Gene Ontology annotation, molecular function: tRNA binding; ribosomal large subunit binding.